Phlebotomus papatasi is the source of this 2307-nucleotide messenger RNA. RefSeq names its product ATP-dependent RNA helicase DHX33 (gene Rhau). Gene Ontology annotation, cellular component: intracellular anatomical structure; nucleolus. Gene Ontology annotation, molecular function: ATP binding; RNA binding. Lineage: Eukaryota; Metazoa; Arthropoda; Insecta; Diptera; Psychodidae. The record is from RefSeq and is a predicted model, not a curated record. Gene Ontology annotation, biological process: positive regulation of transcription by RNA polymerase I. Bases 56 to 2158 code for a protein of 700 amino acids. The transcript is spliced from 7 exons.
ACGCUUACACAAGAAAAAGUAAAUAAAUAACAGCAGCACAUGUGCUUGGAGAAAAAUGAAUCAGAAACCGGGAUUUUCGGGGAAUUUUCACAGUGGCAAGUGCGAAAAUGGCUAUAAAAUCAACAUUAAUGUGAAAAGGAAGCUUAAACAAGUUCUAAGUGGUGAAAGUGAGAAGAAAUUCCGCGGGGAAAAUGGCCAAAUGGGGAAAGUGAAAAAGUCUGGAGCGUCUCUGCAGGAACAGAGGCAGUCCCUGCCACUGUUUCCCGUCCGGGAAAGUAUAAUUGAGCAAAUUCGGGGAAGUGACACAUUGAUAUUUCUGGGUGAGACGGGUUCCGGAAAGACCACGCAGAUUCCUCAGUAUGUUCAUGAGAGUGGUUUGACGCGGACUGGGAUGGUGGCAGUGACUCAACCAAGGAGAAUUGCUGCCAUCUCAGUGGCUCAGAGGGUGGCUCAAGAGAAGUUCUGUCAGGUGGGAGAGAUUGUGGGCUAUACGGUUCGCUUUGAGGAUUGUUCCUCGGCAGCCACGAAGAUUCGAUACAUGACAGAUGGAUCUUUGCUGAGGGAAGCCAUCAGAGAUAGGCUUCUGAUGGCCUAUUCGACGGUUAUUCUGGAUGAAGCUCAUGAGAGGACCGUCAAUACGGAUGUUCUCUUUGGAAUUGUAAAGGAGGCACAGAAAUUGAGAAAAGAAUCGCGAAAGCCUCCCUUGAAGAUUCUCAUUAUGAGCGCCACAAUGGACGUUGAUCAUUUCUCGGCCUACUUCAACAAUUGCAAAAUUAUUUACCUGGAAGGAAGGAUGUUUCCGGUCAAAAUCCGCCAUGUAAAACGCAAUGACCAUGAUUAUGCUCAAACUUGUCUCAUAACUCUCUUCGAUAUUCAUCGAAAUGCUCCUCUGGAUCAUGAUAUCCUGAUCUUCUUGACGGGGCAGGAAGAGAUUGACGCCAUGGCUGAGCAAGUGAGAUCCAUUGCAAAGUCGGCGGAAUUUCAUGAUUCCCCCAUGAAGGUAUUCCCCCUGUACUCCCAAUUGCCACAACACAGGCAACUGGAAGUGUUCAAGGCGAUGCCUCAGGGUGUCCGGAAGGUGAUUCUGGCCACAAAUAUAGCUGAGACAUCGUUGACAAUUAGUGGGAUAAAGUAUGUGAUUGAUAGUGGAGUGGUAAAGCAGAAAGUGUACAAUUCUGUCACGGGGAUGGAUACCCUGAAGAUUGUCAAGAUUUCUCAGGCUCAGGCAUGGCAGAGGACAGGACGAGCUGGUCGGGAAUCCGAGGGGUUCUGCUACAGAGCCUAUACAGUGGCAGAUUUUGAGAAUAUGAACCUCAUGACGACUCCUGAGAUUCUCCGAUCGAAUCUUGCAACCACGGUUCUUCAGCUUCUGGCGCUCGGUAUUGAUUGCAUGAAUUUUGAUUUUAUGGACAAACCAUCGAGAGAGUCAUUAAGUAGUGCCAUAAAACUUUUAUAUGAAUUGAAAGCCAUCACAUCAAUUGAAGGGGCAACAUUGACGGAGGCGGGCAGGAAAAUGAGUCAAUUUCCGCUCGAUCCGCGUUUCAGUAAAAUCCUCCUCGAAGCCUCAAGCUACAGUUGUUUGUCUGAGAUGAUCAUGAUAAUCGCUGUACUUUCGGGGGAGAAUAUUUUUCACACUUCCAACGACAAGAGAGAUCAAAUUUUAGUGGCUCAUAGUAAAUUUGUGUCUAAACAUGGGGAUCAUUUGACAAUUCUCAAUGCUUUCCGGGAAUUUCUCAAUGCAGAGAAUCCCAAGAUGUGGUGCUUCAAGCACUUUCUCAACUAUCGCAAUCUGAUGUAUGCCAAUGAAGUGAGAAAGCAACUCAUGGAAAUCUGCAAGAGGUGCAACCUCGAGGAAUCCAGCUGUGGAAGUGACUUUGAUCAGGUGCGAAGGUGCCUCCUUGUUGGUCUAUUUGGCAAUAUAGGUGAAUUGCAGAGGGAUCAGAUGUACCUGACAUUGUCGGGUAGGCAGAGAGCUAAACUUCAUCCAAGCAGUGCACUGUGUCAUAAACCACUGGCCGAUUAUGUUGUCUACACGGAUCUCGUGGCCACAGAGCGUGCUUACCUCAAAUUUAUCACCAUUGUUGACUCUGAGUGGCUUCAUGAUUUGCCAAAUGCUAGCAAAUUGCGAAGGUACUCCACGAGCAAUAACUUCAAGUAGCCCAGUGGGAAUUUUCCUUUCUGGGUUUUGUUUUUUAGUUUUAUCUUUUGGUAAUGCACGCGGGACGACGACAACGGUCACAGGAAACCAUCAAAGAGUCGGCCUAUUAAUUUGGAUGUGUCUAAUUAAAAGUGCGGAUUAUACCCCAA